ACACCACGGCCGUAGAAUAGCACAACAAAUGCUAUUGAUUUAAAGUUACAUCCCUGUACCCUCAGAGUGACAUUUGGGGGUAGCCGAAGAUGCUUAUUAACCAUCGUGGCGAAAAGUGAUUUAUAAACAAAUAACAAAAUACUCAUACGAUCAGAUAUCGUACAAAAUUAAGGGUUGUAUACAUGUUUGAGGGACCUAUAAAAGUUAGGUUAUGUCAAUGAAGUGUUUAUAAAUUACAGCAGAGACAUGUCAAGUUUAGCUACGAACGCGCCUACAUCUGCCGAUGCUUGUCUAAGUAUCGUUCACAGCUUAAUGUGCCACAGGCAAGGGGGCGAAAGUGAAGGAUUUGCUAAAAGGGCAAUCGAAUCCCUCGUGAAGAAGUUGAAGGAAAAACGGGACGAACUUGAUUCACUAAUUACAGCAAUAACUACAAACGGAGCUCAUCCCAGUAAGUGUGUAACAAUACAAAGAACAUUAGAUGGCCGUUUACAGGUCGCAGGACGUAAGGGAUUUCCCCAUGUGAUUUACGCUCGCAUCUGGAGAUGGCCUGAUCUUCAUAAGAAUGAACUGAAGCAUGUAAAAUAUUGUCAGUUUGCGUUUGAUUUAAAAUGUGAUUCCGUUUGUGUAAAUCCAUAUCAUUAUGAACGUGUUGUCUCACCCGGUAUAGAUCUAUCAGGUUUGACAUUGCAGUCUGGGCCAUCGCGACUCGUUAAAGAUGAGUACACGGCCGGAGCACCUGUGCCAGGUAAUAGUAUGGAAGUCGAUGGCGAAAUUGGAGUUACACAGACUAUCCAACAUCAUCCUCCGCAACAAAACUUUAAUCUUGCCAAUAUACAACAAACCCCAGUAGGAGAGCCAUCUCUUUAUAAUACAACGAACAGACCUUUGUUGGGACCUUCUCCAACAGUUCCUAAACUUGAAACUGGGCCUGACACUUGUUCGAGAGCUAACUGGUUGCCUUCUCGAAUUCAUCUACCCCUUCCGCCUAUGCCUGUACCUAUUCAUCAACAUACACUACCUGGUAACAAUCAGACGCAAGUGUCGUCGGGGACGUUACCUCCGCAACAACCGCCAGGAAAUCCAGGAACACCUCUACAUGUAACUGCGCAACCACAUAAUACUCAAGGACAGUUUUUUAGUCCUACACAAAAUUCUGGUCAAGUUACAGAUAGAAGUGCAACAGAUGCGUUACCUCAAUCAUUAGGUGGUAGUAGUUCACCUGUAUCACCUCAUCUUCAUCAAAAUGGCUUUAGUAACACAGCCGGCAAUAAUAUUGCAUCUAGCAAUAACAGUCAGGUUGCUGCUACGCAACCUACUGCUAGUAUAGGACAAAGUUAUACUGGUGCACAAGGAAUGUGGACUGGCUCUAACACGUUAACAUAUACACAAUCAAUGCAGCCCCCAGAUAACAGAUCUCAUUCCUCUCCGUAUUGGAACCAUAAUAAUCAACUUGGAAAUGAUAUCAGUAUUAGUGGCGGUCUACUCUCAAAUCAACCUGCACCCGAAUAUUGGUGUUCGGUGGCUUAUUUUGAGUUAGACACUCAAGUGGGAGAGACGUUUAAAGUUCCUUCAAGUUGUCCCAAUGUAACCAUCGAUGGAUACGUAGACCCAUCCGGGGGAAAUCGUUUUUGCCUCGGAGCUCUUAGCAAUGUCCACAGAACUGAGCAAAGCGAAAGAGCAAGGUUACAUAUUGGUAAAGGUGUUCAAUUGGAUUUAAGAGGGGAAGGAGAUGUUUGGUUACGUUGCUUAAGCGAUCAUUCAGUUUUUGUUCAAAGUUAUUAUUUAGAUCGAGAAGCCGGACGUGCACCUGGUGAUGCGGUACAUAAGAUUUAUCCGUCGGCAUAUAUAAAGGUGUUUGACUUACGACAAUGCCAUCACCAAAUGACAACACAGGCAGCAACAGCGCAGGCCGCGGCAGCCGCGCAAGCCGCCGCAGUCGCAGGUCACAUUCCCGGUCCGCAUUCCGUCGGAGGAAUCGCUCCCGCAAUAAGUUUGUCCGCCGCGACCGGUAUCGGGGUGGACGAUUUAAGACGCCUCUGUAUUUUGCGUCUUAGCUUUGUUAAAGGUUGGGGACCAGAUUAUCCGCGACAAUCGAUUAAAGAAACACCAUGUUGGAUCGAAGUUCACCUGCAUAGAGCCUUACAAUUGUUGGACGAAGUCUUGCAUACAAUGCCCAUCGAUGGCCCACGAGGUACUCUAUAAGGAUUGAUAUGAAACGAUGUUCAUGCUGCAUUUUCGUUUGAUAUUUUAAGCAACAGCAUGACAACAGAUAAAAUUACUUCAAAUGAUAUUUGGAACAAUCGCAGAAUCUCUUUUUAUUCUUUAUGUCUUAAUACAUCACUGUGUUAAAACAUUUGGAGUGUCUUUCAUCUGUGAUGUCGAUAAAUCUGCGUCCAAUCGUAUUGAUACUUUAUUUAUUGAUCUGACAUUUUUCUUGGUAGCUUUCUUUUUCGUACUGUAAUAUUAUCGGUUGUAUGUCUUGUGUAUUAAUUUUUUUUAUAUUGUGUGUAUUUGUUGAAUUUGCUAUUUUUCAUUUGAGUUUUGUCUUAUAUAUUUAUAUCAUUAGUGCCAUUUAAUUGUUUACAAUAGUGAGGUGUUGACAUAAGGAUGCGGAUUAGGUUAAUUAAGGCGGAACUAAUAAUGGACAGCACAUUAUUGUUGAGUUCCUCCAUAAUCUACUUGCGUGGAUUAUUGUAUAACUCAUUUGAAAGGGAUUUGGUGAAUACUACAAAUUACAAUCGUGAAAGCAAAGAUUCACUUAGUGUGUGCACAGUUUGAAAAAGUAAACAAAACCUCCAACCAUUCAUUUCUGCACAUACAAUUCAUUUUUUUUUUCAAGAUUCACCUUUCUAACUGCUUAUGUCUAGCACUCUCGCUUGUGUUUUGUGACCUUCUGCAAAAAAACUUGUAUUAAUUUAGUUUUAAUACUUGCUGACAAAUGACAAAAAUAACCUAAUCUGUUUUGUGAUAGAAUCUGUAUUGAUUUUUUUUUACGUAUUAUAUAUAGGUUGUUUAUAUUUGUUGCGCUUUUAGAUCACUUCAUUAAUUAAAUUGUAUCGUUUCCGUUAUUUGGUACUUUAGAAGAAAAUUUCAUUUCGUAUUAUAAUAAUUAUUUUCAGGAAACAUAAAUUAGGCUGUGAAAAAAUUAAGUAUAGUAAGGGCGUGCGUUUCUAAGCAACAAUAAAUUGUGAGUAUUGAUAAUAUAGUUAUACAAAGAAAUUCUCUUUAGUUUUUAACUUUUAUGUAAAUAAUUUAUGUGUUAAAUUAUCAAAUAUAAAAUGUGAAAACGGAGAUACAAAACUUUCAUUCUAAAAUGGUCCCAAUAUAGCAAUGGCCUAGCCAUUAUUUGAUUUGCAGCGACAACCAUUUGUGAACUUGCCAUGUUUUGUGCUAAUACAGUGCAGAAACGUUUUGUGGUUUCAUAGGGGUCUGGAAUAUCUCGGAUUUUAUUUUUGGUAGUCUUUCUUUUUUGUUGGGUUUUGUAAAAACCAAAACAGUAUUUGCAACGGAACUAGCAAGUGCCAUUUGUGCCACCACAUUCAUGUUAUUGUACGUAAUUGAUUAAAAUUUUAAUUUAAAAGAUACUAUUUUGUUUUUGUAAUAUA
Photinus pyralis (common eastern firefly) is the source of this 3605-nucleotide messenger RNA. RefSeq names its product mothers against decapentaplegic homolog 4-like. Gene Ontology annotation, biological process: SMAD protein signal transduction; cell differentiation; BMP signaling pathway. The record is from RefSeq and is a predicted model, not a curated record. Gene Ontology annotation, molecular function: I-SMAD binding; RNA polymerase II cis-regulatory region sequence-specific DNA binding; DNA-binding transcription factor activity, RNA polymerase II-specific. Gene Ontology annotation, cellular component: heteromeric SMAD protein complex. The transcript has 9 exons. NCBI's taxonomy places the organism in Eukaryota, Metazoa, Arthropoda, Insecta, Coleoptera, Lampyridae. Bases 247 to 2202 code for a protein of 651 amino acids.